GGUGAAGUCUUGGGCAGAUGCCUUUAGUGGGGAGCUGUACUCCAUUGUGACUAAGUAUUCAGGCUCUCUCCUGUUGCAAAAGAAGUACAAAGAUGUGGAGCCAACUCUGAAGAUCAAAGAGGUGGAUGGCUUGGAGCUGGUGAAGAAGUUCUCAGAGCAGAUGGAAAGCAUGCUCCGAAGGAAGGUUGAAGCUGUUGAGAGGUUGGUGGAAGCAGCAGAAGAUGCAGAUCUGAACCACGAGUACAACUCCUCACUGGAAUUUGAUUACUAUAACUCUGUCCUGAUUAAUGAGAAGGAUGAAAAUGACAAUUAUGUUGAGCUUGGAGACGAAUUCAUUUUGGAGCCAAACGAACAUUUCAAUAACCUAUUGGUGAACACAACAUACAGUGAUAUCCAGCUCCCCACCAAUGUCUACAAUAAAGCCCCUGACAUCCUGAAUGGAGUUUACAUGUCAGAAGCCUUGAAUCCUAUUUUUGUGGACAACUUUGAAAGGGAUCCCACACUGACCUGGCAGUACUUUGGCAGUUCCACUGGAUUCUUCAGGCUCUACCCAGGAAUAAAAUGGUUACCAGAUGAGAAUGGAGUCAUCUCCUUCGACUGCAGGAAUCGUGGCUGGUACAUCCAAGCAGCCACCUCUCCCAAGGACAUUGUCAUCAUUGUGGAUGUCAGCGGGAGCAUGAAGGGCCUGCGGAUGACCAUUGCCAAGCACACCAUCACCACCAUUUUAGAUACUCUAGGAGAAAAUGACUUUGUCAAUAUCAUUGCUUACAAUGAUUAUGUUCAUUUUAUAGAACCCUGUUUUAAGGGUAUCCUGGUCCAAGCAGACAGAGAUAACAGAGAGCACUUCAAGCAGCUGGUGGAUGAACUGCAGGCAAAAGGAGUGGGGACUGUGAACAAGGCUUUGACAGAGUCCUUCAAAAUCCUGAGGGAGUUCAGAGACGCCGGCCAAGGAGGCUUGUGUAACCAAGCUAUCAUGCUGAUCACAGAUGGAGCAGUGGAGGAUUACGAAGCUGUGUUUGAAAAAUACAACUGGCCAGAUCGGAAGGUUCGGGUUUUCACUUACCUCAUUGGACGGGAGGUCACUUUUGCCCCGAACGUGAAAUGGAUCGCCUGCAACAAUAAAGGCUACUACACUCAGAUAUCCACGCUGGCAGAUGUCCAGGAGAAUGUGAUGGAGUACCUGCAUGUGCUCAGCCGUCCCAUGGUCAUCAACCACGACCAUGACAUUAUUUGGACUGAAGCCUACAUGGACAGCGCGCUGCCACAAGGAGAGAAAGUGCUGGAUGCUCAAAGUCUGUUGCUCAUGACAACAGUGGCUAUGCCAGUCUUCAGCAAAAAGAACGAGACGCGUUCUCAUGGCAUUCUGCUGGGUGUGGUGGGCUCUGAUGUGCCACUGAGGGAGCUGUUAAAACUUGCUCCACGGUAUAAGCUGGGUGUCCAUGGAUAUGCCUUCCUGAACACCAACAACGGCUACAUCCUUUCACAUCCAGACCUCCGUCCUUUGUACAAAGAAGGGAAGAAACUGAAGCCGAAGCCUAACUACAACAGUGUAGAUCUCUCAGAAGUGGAAUGGGAAGACCAGGAUGAAAUACUGAGAACUGCCAUGAUCAAUGGGGAAACAGGCUACCUCUCUAUGGAUGUAAAGGUCCCUGUGGAUAAAGGGAAACGAGUUCUCUUCCUCACCAAUGAUUAUUUCUUCACGGACAUCAGUGGCACACCCUUCAGCCUGGGUGUUGUGCUGUCCAGGGGCCAUGGGGAGUACAUUCUGCUGGGGAACACUUCAGUGGAAGAAGGUUUGCACGACCUGCUCCAGCCAGACUUGUCUUUAGCGAAUGAAUGGAUUUACUGCAUCACUGACAUUGAUCCAGACCACCGCAAGCUCAACCAGCUGGAGGCUGUGAUCCGUUUCCUCACUGGAGAGGAGCCUGACCUAGAAUGUGAUGAGGAGUUGGUCCAGGAAGUGCUGUUUGAUGCAGUGGUCACUGCACCCAUGGAGGCCUACUGGACAACACUAGCCCUCAAUAUGUCCAUGGAGACUGAGGCAGGUGUUGAGAUGGCAUUUCUGGGCACUCGGGCUGGACUCAUGAGGAGUGCCCUAUAUGUGGGUUCUGAGAAAAUUUCCAACAG
Messenger RNA from Merops nubicus (carmine bee-eater), 2127 nucleotides. RefSeq names its product voltage-dependent calcium channel subunit alpha-2/delta-4-like. NCBI's taxonomy places the organism in Eukaryota, Metazoa, Chordata, Aves, Coraciiformes, Meropidae. Gene Ontology annotation, molecular function: voltage-gated calcium channel activity. Gene Ontology annotation, cellular component: voltage-gated calcium channel complex. The transcript is spliced from 25 exons. The record is from RefSeq and is a predicted model, not a curated record. The annotation marks the transcript as partial.